Molecule: messenger RNA, 558 nt
Organism: Plectropomus leopardus (leopard coralgrouper)
Lineage: Eukaryota; Metazoa; Chordata; Actinopteri; Perciformes; Serranidae
Product: 14 kDa phosphohistidine phosphatase
Biological process (GO): peptidyl-histidine dephosphorylation
Cellular component (GO): cytosol
Molecular function (GO): protein histidine phosphatase activity
Source: RefSeq, a predicted model, not a curated record
AUGUUGUCGGUCGUCGGUAGACCUCUUGGCAGUCUGAGGGUUUCCGGUGCUCUGACUAAAGCCACAGUCGCUAUGGCAGACGCUCUGGCUAAAAUCCCCGUUGUAGAGAUUGAUCCAGAGGGAACCUUUAAGUACAUUCUGGUCAGAGUGAAAGUGAAAGAUGGCGAUGUGCAUAAAGACAUAGUCCGAGGCACAAAAAGUGCAGAGUAUCACAAUCAUAUAUUUGAGAAAGUCAGUCCAGCCAUGGAGGCCUUGGGGAUGGAGAGUAAAUGCCUCGGAGGAGGGAAGAUUGAGCACAACAGCCAAGAGAAAAAACUAAGGGUGUUUGGAGAAUCAACUGCAUUUGGGAAAGCAGACCAUUCUGUGUCUGCAGAGAAGCUGAAGAGUGCCUAUGGCGACUAUGAAGUCACCUGGUCUGACGACAAAAAAUAGAUUGAACCUGGGUCUCUAUUCAAUUAUCUGCCGUUAUUGAUAGUUCCAAUGUAAGAAUCUUGUACUAAUCGAUCCCUCUGUACAACCAUCAUUUAAUUCAAAUACAUCAUUCUGCAUUUAAACCGA